Messenger RNA from Manis javanica (Malayan pangolin), 6571 nucleotides. It is a transcript of the gene JAKMIP3, whose product is annotated as Janus kinase and microtubule interacting protein 3. NCBI's taxonomy places the organism in Eukaryota, Metazoa, Chordata, Mammalia, Pholidota, Manidae. The record is from RefSeq and is a predicted model, not a curated record. Gene Ontology annotation, molecular function: kinase binding; microtubule binding.
CAUCAUACUUAGUGAUCCACCUGCAAAAACAUUGGCUCUCCAUGCCCAAAAGGUUGGGAUCUGCUGGAGUGUAAGUCCUGGUGUAAACCCGGGUCAGGAAUGUACCCCUAAGGGGCGAUUCCCGGAGGGCAGGUUUUCACAGCACAGUAUUCGCCUUUCCCACUGACAUUAAACUCGCUCACUCCCCAGCAUCCAAGGGGUGGGUGGGCGCUUUACAGACCGAGCGACCUGAGCAUGUACCCUGGAGCUGGACUGCCCAUGCCCACGGGCCCCAGAGGCCCCGCUCAACGCUGGGAUCGUGGAUGUAACCGCGAGCACGGGUGUGAUUGGUUCCAUGCCAGGCUCCAAGGCGCAAUUCUGCCUCCCCGGCGGUGGAAGGCAGCACUUGGAGAUGGGAAGCCGAGAACUAACGGCUGAAACACACGUGCACCUGCCCCGCGACGCUGCAUGGCCGCUGAUCUGCACCGCGAAGCGUGGUGAGAACAUGUAGCGGAGCCGCAAGGAGGUGACACCUGCCGAGCUUGGCGUACACAGCCCAGCCCAGACAGUGGCCUGCGGGGCACCCCACCAUGGCCAAGAAGGGCAUGGGUGGCCGAGGCAAGGGGGACAAGGCGGAGGUCCUUGCCGCGCUGCAGGCCGCUAAUGAGGAGCUGCGGGCCAAGCUCACUGACAUCCAGAUAGAGCUGCAGCAGGAAAAAAGCAAGGCAGGCCGGGCCGAGAGGGAGAGGAGCCAGGAGCUGAAGCAGGUGCGGGACCACGAGCAGCACAAAGGUGCCGUGCUGCUCACGGAGCUCAAGGCGAAGCUGCACGAGGAGAAGAUGAAGGAGCUGCAGGCCGUGCGCGAGACGCUGCUGCGGCAGCACGAGGCCGAGCUGCUGCGCGUCAUCAGGAUCAAGGACCACGAGAACCAGCGGCUGCAGGCGCUGCUGCACGCCCUGCGCGACGGCGCGCCCGACAGGGCCAAGACGGUGCUGCUGUCCGAGGCCAAGGAGGAGGCCAAGAGGGGCUUCGAGGUGGAGAAGGUCAAGAUGCAGCAGGAGAUCUCCGAGCUCAGGGGGGCCAAGCGGCAGGUGGAGGAGGCGCUGACCGUCGUGAUCCAGGCCGACAGGAUCAAGGCCGCGGAGAUGAGGAGCGUGUACCACCUGCACCAGGAGGAGAUCGCCCGCAUCAAGAAGGACUGCGAGCGCGAGAUCCGCAGGCUGAUGGAGGAGAUAAAAUUUAAAGACAGAGCAGUCUUCGUGCUGGAGAGAGAGUUAGGGGUUCAAGCCGGGCAUGCUCAGAGACUGCAGCUCCAGAAAGAGGCUUUAGAUGAGCAGCUGUCCCAGGUCAAAGAGGCUGAUCGGCACCCGGGCAGCCCCAGACGGGAACUUCCUUAUGCAAGCGGUGCAGGAGACGCCUCAGACCACUCGGGAAGCCCUGAACAGCAGUUGGAUGAGAAGGAUGCUCGGCGCUUCCAACUAAAAAUCGCUGAGCUAAGCGCGAUCAUUCGGAAGCUGGAGGACCGAAAUGCGUUGCUGUCGGAAGAAAGGAAUGAGCUGUUAAAGCGUUUAAGGGAAGCUGAAAGUCAGUACAAGCCAUUGCUGGAUAAAAACAAACGCCUUACUCGGAAAAACGAGGAUCUGUCCCACACUUUACGUCGAAUGGAAAACAAGUUAAAAUUUGUCACCCAGGAAAACAUAGAAAUGAGACAAAGGGCAGGGAUCAUACGGAGACCCAGUUCCUUAAACGACCUGGAUCAAAGUCAAGAUGAAAGAGAAGUUGACUUCUUGAAAGUUCAAAUCGUGGAGCAGCAGAGCCUCAUCGACGAGCUCUCUAAGACCCUCGAAACUGCUGGCUACGUGAAGAGCGUGUUAGAGCGUGAUAAGCUUUUAAGAUAUCGGAAACAAAGAAAGAAAAUGGCGAAACUCCCCAAGCCGGUGGUCGUGGAGACCUUCUUUGGGUAUGAUGAAGAGGCGUCCCUGGAAUCCGAUGGCUCUUCCCUCUCUUACCAAACCGACAGGACGGACCGGACCCCAUGCACCCCUGAUGACGACCUGGAGGAGGGCGUGGCCAAGGAGGAGACGGAGCUGAGGUUCCGACAGCUCACCAUGGAGUACCAGGCCCUGCAGAGAGCCUACGCUUUGCUGCAGGAGCAGGUCGGAGGGACGCUGGACGCAGAGCGAGAAGUUAAGACCCGUGAGCAGCUCCAAGCAGAAGUGCAGAGGGCGCAGACGCGCAUGGAUGACCUGGAGAAGGCCCUGGCUGAGCAGGGGCAGGAUAUGAAGUGGAUCGAAGAGAAGCAAGCCCUGUAUCGAAGAAAUCAAGAGCUGGUAGAAAAGAUCAAACAAAUGGAGACAGAAGAGGCUCGACUGAAGCAUGAGGCCCAGGAUGCGAGAGACCAGAACGAGCUGCUGGAGUUCCGCAUCCUGGAGCUGGAGGAGAGGGAGAGGAAGUCCCCCGCCAUCAACCUCCACCGCGCCCCCUUCGCGGAUGGGAAGAGCCCCCUCCAAGCGUGCUGCGAGGCUGAAGGCGUGACAGACAUCCCGGUCACAGAGCUGAUGAAGAAGCUGGACAUCCUGGGGGACAACGCCGUAAGUAAUCUCACCAAUGAGGAGCAAGUGGUUGUCAUACAAGCCAGGACCGUGCUGACGUUGGCUGAAAAGUGGCUCCAGCAGAUCGAAGAGACAGAGUUGGCCUUGCAGCAGAAGAUGGUCGACCUGGAGAGUGAGAAGGAGCUGUUUAGUAAACAGAAAGGCUACCUGGAUGAGGAGCUGGACUACAGGAAGCAGUCCUUGGACCAGGCUCACAAGCGCAUCCUGGAGCUGGAAGCCAUGCUGUACGAUGCGCUGCAGCAGGAGGCCGGGGCCAAGGGGGCCGCGCUGCUGUCGGAGGAGGAGCGCGCCGAGCUCACGGCGGCCGUGGAGCAGUGGAAGCGCCAGGCCAUGAGCGAGCUGCGCGAGCGGGACGCCCAGAUCCUGCGGGAGCGCGUGGAGCUGCUGCAGCUGGCGCAGCGGAGAAUCAAAGAGCUAGAAGAGAGGCUAGAAGCCCAGAGGCGGCAAGCCAAGGAACUGGAGGAAAAGCUUUCAUUCUGUGGUCAUAGCUCGCCUGGGCUCUCUGACGUGCUGCCAGAGGAGUCAGACCCCUUUCCUCCAGCCAGGCCAGAGAGCAGCAGGUGGCUGGGCGGCGAGACCGGACACUGCACCUCAUUCCUAAGGACCCAGGAGGACCUGCUCUCUGCACACCUCCCCCCUUUAAGGAAGAGGGAGAAGGGGGGCUCUGAGCACCUCUGAGUGGGGGACAGUCACUCUGAUGAGCCAGAAUCAGGACUAGUUUUCUGGCCAGGGCCCUCCUGUCGGAGGCCUGGUCUUGGCUGCUGGACCCUGGGGUCUUUCCUUGGGGUGCAGCUUCCCGGUCCCGGUCGCAGGGCUGCCUGAGUGCCUGCUGAGCAGGUGCAGAGAGCCCUUCUGUGCAGGAGCCCCCCAACCCGCCCACCCUCACGCUUGGUCCCCGUACGAGCCAUAUGCCUGUCUCAGAGGGCGAGUCAGAAACAGCACAGGCACCCUGCGGAAUGGCAAAGUGAAGGCUGAACCGUGGUGGUGACCGUCAUUCAGGGAAACUGGUUCCUCCGGACGUCCCAAGGGCAGUUCCCCAAGACACCUCAGGUGGGCCGUGAGGACUCUGUGACUCUCACCGGGGUCCUGGGCACUUCCGGACCACACAUCCCGCAGCCCUGCCUGGUGCACGACGCUGCCACUCUUGGAACUGACCGUGGCUGCCCCACUGUACCGUGCCGUCAGCCCUCAGCCUUCUGCCCCACCUGAGCUGCGCCAGAGCACCGUGGGGCUGACCAUAGAAGACUAAGGAGCAAGAUGGCAGGAGGUGGGGCAGAGAGGGAUGGGACCCACCAGAAAGGGGCCUCACCUUCUUGGAGACCCUGGAGGCCAGAGGCCACCUCGGACAGCAUAGCCCCAGACACAGUAGAGGCUCUGGGCACCCGGCAACACCAGCGUGGAGGCCAAGAGCUGCAGGCGCGUGGAGAGGGGCUGUGCUGCCCAUCCAGAGCUCCGGCCUUCACACUCGGGGGGCCGUGUCCGGGCGAGGGCACAGCAGCACGCCUGUGGUUCUGCAUCCCAGAGGAGGGAGCCUGGCGGCCAGGUGGUGGGCAGAGAGGAAACAGCAUGCAGAUGAAGCCACUCUUAAGUGUGAUUUCCAUUUCUGCUGGGCGCUCUGGCCAACAGCCCAGGAAGGCCCCCGGGCACCGGGAUCCAGCCUGGCUCACGGGCUGGAGGUGGUGUGUCUGUUGACCCGGUACCCUUGGUGGUCUCAGGCUGUCAUGUUCAGUGUGGAAUGUGCACAGGGGGUGUAUGUACAUGCAAGUGCUUAACCAGAAGGUGAUGUGCAGGAUUUUAGCUUUUUUGAAGCACCUAGGAGUAGAUGUGCUGGAUGGUGAGACCUGAAGGCAGGUGAGAAUGUAACAUGUAUUAAAAAACAACAAGGUGCAUUCCUGAGGGGAGGCAGAGGGACAACCGUGCUGUUUGGAACUGUCUGAUUCAUUUUAUAUGUGUCAGAAGAAAUGUUCAACUUGGAGAUGACAGUGGUGGCCUGACCAGGCUUGAUUCCCUAGGUUGAAAUGGGAGAGAGCUUAUAGGAUCAGACAGGCAUGCUUUUCUCUGGUACAAGUGGGCUUUCUGCUGGGUAAUGCACUAUCAAUCGACAUCCGUCCAAGAAGGACCCAUCCUUUCUGUUGUCAUAAAAGCCACGGUUACCUAGUCAUUUGGGCAGAAGAUAUUGGGGUCAGCUCACUGCCUCUCUGGCUGAGCCUGGUGUGGGGUUUGUGUCCAAAGUCUGAAACCUUGUUUGAUCCUCCAUGCAUAGUUUUGUCUCAUACUAAUGGCUGAUCCUCUGUUGAACUCAGAACCGAAUGGCAAACAAUAGUCUUGUGUUCAUAAAAGCCACCACGGAGCUAUGGCUGAACUCCCCAGUUGAAGCCUGAUGGGCUGUGCAAUGUGGGUGCUCAGGAACACCCCACACUGCCAGCUCCACCUGUGGGUCACCCUCCUCUGAGGGAGCUCCUACGUGAUGUGUACAUGCUCAGGAAAAGCAGCUGGGUGGGGUGGCUGUUUAGGAGCUAAAGCUGUGCAUUUGAAACCCAAGUUCACACCCCUCCUCUUUGUCCGGAUCAUCUUGAUUUGCAUGUUGUACACACCUGGAGUGCUCCAUAUACCCUCCCUGCACACCCCAGACACUCAGCCGUGGCUUUGUGAGCUAAAACAAGGUGAGCUACACAGGAAAGAGGGAUGUAAACAUACCGAUGCUUACGAGAUUGUUACUGUUUAUGUGUAAAUCAUGUGCACAUAGGAAAGGGAAGUGGUUCAAUGGAUGUUUUUGAAUAACAUUCCAGGAAGCAACUGCAUUUGUAUCCUACUGUGUUCUGAAAACACACAGUGGUUGUGAUGUCAGCUCCUCUCUUUAGAUAACCACUUUUUACUCAUGUACCAUAGGCACCUUUACAUCUGAUUAAAAAUCCAGCAUUUCAGGGCCAGGCUUUUGCCAUCCCCACCCCCCAAAGAAAAAGGCAAAUAUGAGCAUUUGUCACUGAUUCCUGCUGGUCUAGUGAGCAUCUGAAGAAUUCAAGUAUUUUAAAAUAACAUGAUUGUCUAAAUUCUAGAAUAUACAUUUUAUUCAAAACUAGGGGGUUGGAUUGAAUUUCCUGCAAGUAUGUGGGCUAUUUUACUAUAUGUAAACUCUUCAAACAGGGGACAUCUGUGUGUAAACGCACCACUCACUGAUGGAGCAACAGGUGGGACCCUGAAAUGUUGCCAGAAAUGUUUACUGUGUAACCAAGACAUGGACCUGUGUACAGCAUAACAAUUACCAACAGAAUCACAGUGUGUACACAAUACCCCAAACAAUGCAAAUGUUUUCGUUUGUGUGAACAAGAAAUCCAUGUAAAGUGCGGCUUCCUCGUUGGCACAGGAUGCGUGUGUACCUCGCUCCCAUGGCCCAGAGCUCCAGUGCUGAAGGACAACGGCUCUUCCUCAAGGUGCUCUGCCAUCAUGGGGCCUGUAGCCCUCAGGACACCCCGAGUGCCUUACGUGGUCUGUGGACACAAACGCUGGAAGUCAGGAAUGAGGGCGUGUGGGAGUUUGGGGCUGUUGUGAUGUUAAUCUACGUGGACCAUUACUCCGUCAUUGACACCUUCAGUUGGGUUGUGUGUUUUAACACAAUAAUGGAUUUAUGUUUAGGCUCAGGAAAAUCAAGUUGUAUGUAUAUGUAUCAAAUCAUUUAUUUGUUUACUGUAUACUUUAAAAAAGCUUUACUGCACAUUUAUGCAAAAAUGAAAUUAGGACUUGUUUUCUCAUGCAAUAUGCCAGCCAGUGUUUGUGUUGUCUGAAGCGAUUCCUUACUAACCACAUUCUAAAAUGUGAUGUUCUGUUCAGUGCUAAACAGUAUUUAUGGGCCUAAAAUAGGUUUGUAUGGUGAUCAACUACAAGAUUUUACACAUAUUUUUCUAUUGUAAUUCCUAUGAUAUAUACCAGAGAAUUUUUACUCAUUUGUAAAUUAUUGUACAGUUUUAAUAAAAUUGUCUUAA